Messenger RNA from Balaenoptera acutorostrata (minke whale), 3578 nucleotides. It is a transcript of the gene PIP4K2B, whose product is annotated as phosphatidylinositol-5-phosphate 4-kinase type 2 beta. Lineage: Eukaryota; Metazoa; Chordata; Mammalia; Artiodactyla; Balaenopteridae. Bases 153 to 1403 code for a protein of 416 amino acids. Gene Ontology annotation, molecular function: phosphatidylinositol kinase activity. The record is from RefSeq and is a predicted model, not a curated record. Gene Ontology annotation, biological process: phosphatidylinositol metabolic process. The transcript is spliced from 10 exons.
GGGGCGGGGUGGGGAGGUAACGGGACGGGCGCGACCAUGGCGCGGUGAGGGAGCGGGGGUGGAGAUCGGUCCGGGGGAGGCCUGGGACCGCUGGCUUGUGCGCCGUCUCGGCCGCCCCCCCUUUCGCUGCCGCCGCCGCCGCCGCCCCGGGCAUGUCGUCCAACUGCACCAGCACCACGGCGGUGGCGGUGGCGCCGCUCAGCGCCAGCAAGACCAAGACCAAGAAGAAGCAUUUCGUGUGCCAGAAAGUGAAGCUAUUUCGGGCCAGCGAGCCGAUCCUCAGCGUCCUGAUGUGGGGGGUGAACCACACGAUCAAUGAGCUGAGCAAUGUCCCUGUCCCUGUCAUGCUAAUGCCAGAUGACUUCAAAGCAUACAGCAAGAUCAAGGUGGACAAUCAUCUCUUCAAUAAAGAGAACCUCCCCAGCCGCUUUAAGUUUAAGGAGUACUGCCCCAUGGUGUUCCGAAAUCUCCGGGAGAGGUUUGGGAUUGAUGAUCAGGAUUACCAGAAUUCAGUGACGCGCAGUGCCCCCAUCAACAGUGACAGCCAGGGCCGAUGUGGCACACGUUUUCUCACUACCUAUGACCGGCGCUUUGUGAUCAAGACUGUGUCAAGUGAGGAUGUGGCUGAGAUGCACAACAUCUUAAAGAAAUACCACCAGUUCAUAGUGGAGUGUCACGGCAAUACCCUUCUGCCACAGUUCCUGGGCAUGUACCGCCUGACUGUGGACGGCGUGGAAACGUACAUGGUGGUCACCAGGAAUGUGUUCAGCCAUCGGCUCACUGUACACCGCAAGUAUGACCUCAAGGGUUCUACUGUUGCCAGAGAAGCGAGUGACAAGGAGAAGGCCAAGGACUUGCCAACCUUCAAAGACAAUGACUUCCUCAAUGAAGGGCAGAAGUUGCACGUGGGAGAAGAGAGUAAAAAGAACUUCCUGGAAAAACUGAAACGGGAUGUAGAGUUCCUGGCCCAGCUGAAGAUCAUGGACUAUAGCCUGCUGGUGGGCAUCCACGAUGUGGACCGGGCGGAGCAGGAGGAGAUGGAGGUGGAGGAGCGGGCAGAGGAUGAGGAGUGUGAGAACGACGGGAUGGGUGGCAGCCUGCUCUGCUCCUACGGCACACCUCCGGACAGCCCUGGCAACCUCCUCAGCUUUCCCCGGUUCUUUGGUCCUGGGGAAUUUGAUCCCUCUGUUGAUGUCUAUGCCAUGAAAAGCCAUGAAAGUGCCCCCAAGAAGGAGGUUUAUUUCAUGGCCAUCAUCGAUAUCCUCACGCCGUAUGAUGCUAAGAAGAAAGCUGCACAUGCUGCCAAAACAGUGAAACACGGGGCGGGAGCGGAGAUCUCAACUGUGAACCCUGAGCAGUACUCCAAACGCUUCAACGAGUUCAUGUCCAACAUCCUGACGUAGUUACCCUCUACCUUCAGCCAGAGCCAGAGUGCUGGAUGUGGGGUCGGGGAUUGGAAGAGGGAGAGGGUGUUAUUUGGGCUGGAUGGGAGGGUGAGGAGCAGAGUGGCGGGUAGGGGAGGGCUUUAGCAAUGCGACUGCAGCCUGUGACACUGGAAGAGACUAGCUGGAGAGGAGGGGAUGUGCUGUGUGUGCGCGUGCUCACAGGAUGUAACCUCACCUGCUUACCCUUGAUUUCCCCCCCAUUUGACCCAGGUUAAAAAGGGGUUUCCUUUUUGUUACACUGUAACUUUUUAAGAUACCUUGGGGCUAGAGAUGACUUUGUGGGUUUAUUUGGGUUUUGUUUCUGAAAUUUCGUUGCUCCAGAUUUGCUAUUUAUAAUGAUGUAUGUCAUCACCCUAUCCACCCUCCCCAUCCCUGACCUGCUCUCACUUCCCUUCGAUUAGAGAAGCACCCACAGACCCAGCGAAGGGUCAUCUCAGAGCAAAGCGCUCUGGUGCCACAGGAGAGGAGAUUAGACACCUCUGCCCUCCCUGCUGCAUUUGAUCUUGUCUAGAUUAACUUUUAAUUUCAUGGAGUAUUGUGCACAGCUUCCUCCACUUUUUCAGCCUCAGCUCCAAGUGAAAUGUUACAUGAUUCCUCCAUCUAAAUGCUGUUCUUCCCGAAGGAACACUCCAGAUCAACACCAGGCAUCUUGGAUCAGAAUCAGAGAUCUCAGAGGGGAGUGAGUUCAUCCUCAUGGGAUGGUAAGGGGUCGGGGGCUGCUGGGCUCUCGGACAGCUGGUUCUCAGAGAACCCCAUGAUCAUCACCCAAGCUCCUGGGCUCUCUUGGCCCCUGGAGUUCAGAUGUCUUCUCUAUAAAGCCUCCCACUGAGUCAAGAGGAACUAGAAAGCACCUUUGGAUAUAACAGGACCCUCGUGCUUAAAUGGUUAUUUCCCCUCGGGAAAGCCCAGAAAAGCUGAUGAGUAUCGAAUGAGGUCUUGUGCCCUCCAUCCAUUUACUUCCUUCUGACCUUCUCCCAGGCACUCUCAUUUGUAGGUGAGCUUUUAGUUGGGGGCAGAUCUCCAUGUGCCUGGGGUGCUCCUUGCAGAGAUACCUCUUCAACCCCCAGGGCUACCAUGUAGGUAAUCUGACUCCCUAUGGUUUGUCACCUGGAUGCUUGUGGCCAGCAGGGAGUGGUGCCCCCCACCUUGGAGCGUGGCACCCAAGCCUGAGGUUGCUUCUGAGCCACCUGAGGAUCUGACCUGGGAAAUCCAAUUUGGAGGCUUGAUGUGCGAUUUGACGUGGCCCCAGCCUUGGAUCUGUUUUUCCUCGAUGUCCCCUCUAGACUUUUCACAGAUCUGCCACCCACAAGCCUCCUCAGGAGUGGCAUCCUGCAGCUUCCUUCAGGGUCUCUACCCACCUUCUGAGCCGGCUACCUAAGCCUCAGAAUUGUGUCCUUCUGCGAUGCCAUCAGAGCAGUCUGGUCUGGCUAGGAGAGAAAACAGCCCUGUGUUGGGGGAGGUACAUUCCUGCGUCUUCUCACCAUCUCACCAGGAACUGGGGUCUUGGGAUGAGACACGGUAAAACUUGUAGAUAACUCCGCAAAUGGAAAGAAAGUUUGUGGAACCAUUUUGAAUGAAUGGAUUGGUUUCCUUGGCUCCCUGCAAACCUGGCCAAGCUCAGCUUCUGGAGCAGGAACAAGCACCAUCUCUGUGCCCAACCCACAGUAUUUAGGUCAGGGAGGAAUGGAGACCGCAUUCUUGGACUCUACUGGGGCUGUCGGAACCCUUCUGGAAGAGGCAGACGGGGGCCAAACAACUGCCCUGGCCCCAGGAAGGGGCUCUAGGUAGCUCUGAACGUCAGCAGCAAGACCGCGAAGUGACCUGGAGAAGAACUUGGAACCAAGUGGCUCGUGGAGAAAACAAAUUUGACUUAGGAAGGGAUUAGUAGGAAUAAUGUUUGGACUUGAUUUCCCCACCUCCUAAUCAAGAAUGAAAAUUUGGAUCUGCUCCUAGUCGAGCCCAGCAUCUCCCAAGCUUUUCAGGCUGUCCUCUCGCAGCCUCCACAACCUUGGGCUCCCUCGGCUUCCUGCAUUUGGUCUGCUGAUCGUGUCGCCAUCAUGUGUACGAAAAGUGUAACCAGUCGUUAUCAGUUGAAGGUGAGCUACCAGGUAUCUAACUUCUUUAACAUUGAGU